Filobasidium floriforme is the source of this 1650-nucleotide messenger RNA. Its product is annotated as putative delta-1-pyrroline-5-carboxylate dehydrogenase mitochondrial precursor. Gene Ontology annotation, molecular function: L-glutamate gamma-semialdehyde dehydrogenase (NAD+) activity. The transcript is spliced from 6 exons. The record is from RefSeq and is a predicted model, not a curated record. Lineage: Eukaryota; Fungi; Basidiomycota; Tremellomycetes; Filobasidiales; Filobasidiaceae. Gene Ontology annotation, cellular component: mitochondrial matrix. Bases 1 to 1650 code for a protein of 549 amino acids.
AUGGCCAACGCUCAACUCGCCAGCUUCAAGAUCCCCGUCGUCGACAAUGAGCCCAUGAGGGCCUACGCCAUGGAGUCGGGCGACCGAAAGAACCUCCAGGCUGCCGUCGCCAAGAUGGAGUCUCAGCUCCCCUUCGACAUCCCUUGUAUCAUCGACGGUCAAGAAGUCCGAACCGGCAACACCCUCCCCCAAGUCCUCCCCCACGACCACAAGCGCAACCUCGCCAACGCUCACUCUGCCACCCCCGAAUUGCUCGCCAAGGCCAUCGAGUCGAGCGUCAAGGCGCAAAAGGCUUGGGAGGAUAUGCCUUGGGCGGACAAGGCGGCCAUCUUUUUGAAGGCUGCCGAUCUCAUCGCUGGCAAGUACAGGUUCGAGUUGAUGGCGGCGACCAUGUUGGGACAGGGAAAGAACGCUUGGCAGGCAGAGAUCGACGCCGCGGCCGAGAUGGCGGAUUUCUUCAGGUUUGGUGUCAAGUACGUCGAGGAGCUCUUCCAGAUCCAGCCUCCUAGGAACACCCCGGGUACCUGGAACCGAACCGAGUACAGGCCCCUCGAAGGUUUCGUUCUCGCCGUCACCCCCUUCAACUUUACCGCUAUCGGAGGAAACCUCGUCUUUGCCCCCGCCAUCAUGGGCAACGUCUGCAUCUGGAAGCCUUCCCCCGCCGCCGUCUACGCCAACUUUUUGACCCACAAGAUCAUGCUCGAGGCUGGGUUGCCUCCCAGCGUCAUCCAGUUCACUCCCGGUAACCCUCCCGAGAUCGUCAAGCAGUGCAUCGACCACAGGGACUUUGCCGGUCUCCACUUUACCGGAUCCACCCACAUCUUCAAGAAGCUCUGGAAGGACAUUGCACAGAACCUCGACAUCUACAAGGGUUACCCCAGGAUCGUCGGAGAGACCGGUGGAAAGAACUUCCACUUGUACCACCCUUCCGCCGACGUCAAGUCGGGCGUCAUGCAGGCCAUCCGAGCCGGGUUCGAGUACCAGGGACAGAAGUGUUCCGCCCUCUCGAGGUGUUACGUCCCCAAGUCCAAGUGGACCGAGUUUGAGCGCAUCUUGAAGGAGGAGGUCAAGAAGAUCACCGUCGGACCUCCUACCGAGUGGCAACACUUUGUCGGACCCGUCAUCGGACGACCGGCUUUCGAGAAGAUUACCGGCAUGAUCACCAAGGGCAAAGAGGCCGGUGGAGAGAUCAUCACCGGAGGUACCUGGGACGACUCGAAGGGAUUCUACGUUCAGCCCACCGUCAUCCUCACCAAGGACCCCAAGUCGGUCACCAUGACCGAGGAGAUCUUUGGACCCGUCAUCACCGUCUACGUCUACGACGACGCCGAGGAGGGUGCUUGGGAAAAGACCUGCCAGCUCAUCGACACUACCACCGAAUACGCCUUGACCGGUGCCGUCUUCUCGGCCGACCGAACAGAGUUGAUCAAGGCUUCCAACUACUUGAGGAACUCGGCGGGUAACUUUUACCUCAACGACAAGUGUACCGGUGCCGUCGUCGGCCAACAACCCUUCGGUGGAGCUCGUGCGUCGGGUACCAACGACAAGUCUGGAUCCAUGUCCAUCUUCUACCGAUUCGCCUCGGCCCGAUCGAUCAAGGAGAACUUUGGCUCCGUCGAGGACUUUGCCUACCCUUCCAACAGCGUCUAG